AUGGCUCCAGCAGGCGUCCAGGCACGCCGCACGCUCGCCACAGAUGCCACCGCGAAGCCCGCGUCCAGCGGGAACAGCACCAAUGGAACCAGUCGACUUUCCCAUGACUUUGCCCGCGAGACCAGGACCGGCGGCUGGCUCCCCGGCAUGGACCCCAAGGUCGACUACUCGGGUCACGUCGAGUUUGGCGGGUCGCUGGGCGCGCUCGGCCUGAUGAUCGGCUUCCCCCUGCUGAUGUACUACAUGUGGAUUGGGGCGACAUACUACGACGGGCAGCUGCCCUGGCCGCGAGACGGCGAGUCAUGGCCUGACUUUGGCCGGCAUCUGGUCCAUCUGGUGUACACCGGCGCUUAUCCGCACGCGCGCACCUGGAUGAUCUACUGGAUGUACUACGUCUUCGAGUGCGCCUGCUAUGUGCUGUUGCCGGGCUACACGGCGUACGGCAAGCCGCUGGCUCACCUGGGCGGGAAGCAGCUGAAGUACCACUGUUCAGCGUACGUCAGCUUCUAUGCGACGAUUGCGUUGAUGGUGGUGCUCCAUGCGACGGGCAUCUUCCCGCUGUACACGCUGCUGGAUGAGUUUGGGCCGCUGCUGUCGGUGUCCAUUCUUUCCGGCUUCUUGACCAGCUUCGUCGUCUACUUCUCUGCACUUGCUCGAGGCGCGCAGCACCGCAUGACCGGCCACCCCAUUUAUGACUUCUUCAUGGGGGCCGAGCUGAACCCGCGCAUCUUGGGCGUCGAUCUGAAGAUGCUGCAAGAGGUCCGCAUCCCCUGGUUUAUUCUGUUCGGACUCAGUUGCGCCGCCGCGAUGCGCCAGUACCAGCAGUACGGCUACAUCUCCGGCGAGGUCCUGUUUCUCGUCAUGGCCCAUUUUCUUUACGCCAAUUCCUGCGCCAAGGGCGAGCAUCUCAUCACGACCACCUGGGACAUGUACUACGAGAAAAACGGCUUUAUGUUGAUCUUCUGGAACAUGAGUGGCGUCCCCAUGUCGUACUGCCAUUGCACGUUGUACCUGGCCAACCAUGACCCGUCCACGUAUGCCUGGAGCAAGCCGGCACUCGCUGCCCUCUUCACAGCCUACCUGUUUAUCUACUGGGUCUGGGACACAUGCAACAGCCAGAAAAACUCGUUCCGCAUGGUCGAGCGGGGCACUUUUGUCAAGCGCACCACCUUCCCCCAGCUGCCAUGGCAGGAACUCAAGAAUCCCAAGGCGAUACCGACUCGGACCGGCGACAGGAUUCUCGCUGAUGGCUGGUACGGCAUGGCGCGCAAGCUGCACUAUGCCUGCGAUGUGUUCUUUGCGCUUUCGUGGGCGCUGAUCACCGGGUUUGACAGCCCAUUCCCCUGGUUCUAUCCGACCUUCUUCUGCGUCAUGAUCGCGCACCGUGCGCGGAGAGACAUUCGACGCUGCAGACUCAAGUAUGGAGAUGCGUGGACGGAGUAUGAGAGACAGGUGCCGUAUCUUCUGGUCCCGUACGUGAUUUAG
Messenger RNA from Monascus purpureus, 1485 nucleotides. The record is from the annotation of a GenBank genome assembly. Lineage: Eukaryota; Fungi; Ascomycota; Eurotiomycetes; Eurotiales; Aspergillaceae.